AUGGGGACGGCUGUGGGGGGGGGCACCUGUCGGAACCUGGAGAGAAAUCUUCACUUCGACGCCUGUGUUCACGCUCCUGCAUCUGUGCCAACAAAGAAGAGAGCAAGGGGGUGGGGGCAGCAGAGUAUUAUGGUCUGUCCGUUGCGAGUCAACCGCCGCGCGCACGAGACUAGUGUGUCAGCCCGGCCUGGGACCGUGGGACCUGGGACCGCACACAGGUCACUGCACCCAGCUGAGAGGCCCCCUCCUGCUGAACUCCCCCACGUCACUGUGCCUCCUCCCUCAGAAGGCUUUAGGAGGGACGGUUCUCCAGCAGCAGAGAGCCGCAGACUGAAGCAGGCUCCGGGACCAUGUCUGGCAGCGACGAUGACAGAGAGGACUUCGGGGGCGCGGAGGAGCUAUGAGGAGGAGCUGGAGGAUGCUGCCUGUGAUGCAGAAGAGGUGUCCAAGUCCAAAAAGAAGAAAAAGGCCAAAAAGAGCCGGGAGAGCCGCAGCAGCAAGAGGCAGAGACCUGUGAGAGAGGAGUUGCCCGUCAGCUCUCCGGAGCCUCUGAUGGAGGUGGAGGCGGUAGACCAAAGCGUUGCACGGUCGGAAAGUGAAGGCAGUGAUUAUGCUCCGGGAAAAAAGAAAAAGAAGCGAACAAGCGCCGCUAAAGAGAAGAAGAAGGGCGCUGCUGCAGAGAAAAGCAAAAGUAAACGCAAAGAACCCGAGCCGGAAGAGGAUGAUGACGAUGAUGACGACUGCCAGCCUAAAAGCUCCUCGCAGCUGCUGGAGGCCUGGGGCAUGAAGGAUAUCGACCACGUCUUCACACAGGAAGACUACAGCUCCAUCACCAACUACAAAGUCUUCAGCCAGUUUGUCAGACCCUUAAUUGCAGCUAAAAACCCCAAAAUUGCUGUGUCAAAAAUGAUGACUUUGAUGAUGGCCAAGUGGAGAGAGUUCAGCACAAACAACCCCCUGAAGGGUUGUGCCACCGCCAACGCUGCCCUGGCCACGGCUAACGUGGCUGCAGCUGUGGAGAACAUGGUGGCCACAGACGCCCCACCUGAGGACAGCUCCUCCCCCGCCCCCCCACCUGUGCCUCCUCCCCCCCCUCCUCUGCGCAAAGCCAAGACCAAAGAGGGAAAAGGUCCGAAUGCAAGAAAGAAGUCAAAGUCAAAGGCUCCCCUAAAACCCAAACCCAAGAAAGUGGCUCCGCUCAAAAUCAAACUGGGAGGUCUCAAAAGAAAGCGCUCAUCUAGCGACGAAGACGAGCCAGAGGCUGACAGUGACUUUGAAGACGGAACUUUCUCAGUUUCUGAUGGUUCCGGUCGCAACAGUCGACUGAAAAAGUCAAAGUCCAAGAAUGGAAAGAAAAAAAAGAAAGUAGAUGCAGAAGAAGGCGAUGGGUAUGAGACGGACCACCAGGACUACUGUGAGGUGUGUCAGCAGGGGGGCGAGAUCAUCCUGUGCGACACCUGCCCCCGGGCCUAUCACAUGGUCUGCCUCGACCCCGACAUGGAGAAGGCCCCAGAGGGAAAAUGGAGCUGCCCACACUGCGAGAAGGAGGGGAUCCAGUGGGAGGCCCGAGACGAUCUGUCGGAGGCUGAAGCUGAGGAUGAUGAUGAUCGGCAGGAGGAUGGAGCGGAGGAGGAAGACGACCUGCACAUCGAGUACUGCCGCAUGUGUAAAGACGGAGGAGAACUGCUGUGCUGCGACACCUGCACCUCCUCCUACCACAUCCACUGCCUCAACCCCCCUCUGCCCGAGAUCCCCAACGGAGAGUGGAUCUGCCCCCGCUGCAAGUGCCUUCCUCUGAAAGGAAAAGUGCAGAAGGUGCUCACAUGGCGCUGGGGGGAGCCUCCACCCCCCAUCCCCGUUCCCCGCCCGGCAGACCUGCCCGCAGACGCCCCGGACCCCCCUCCUCUGGUGGGCCGCCGCGAAAGGGAAUUCUAUGUGAAGUGGUGCAACCUGUCGUACUGGCACUGCUCCUGGGUCCAAGAGCUGCAGCUGGAGCUGAACUGUCAGGUGAUGUUCCGAAACUACCAGAGGAAGACGGACAUGGACGAGCCACCACCUGUGGACUUCGGAGGAGAAGGAGACGACGACAAAAGCACCAAGCGCAAGAACAAAGACCCUCUGUACGUGCGCAUGGAGGAGGAAUUCUACCGCUUUGGAGUGAAGAUCGAGUGGCUGAUGGUUCACCGCAUCCUCAACCACAGCGUGGAUAAGAAAAACAAUGUGCACUACCUGAUCAAAUGGAGAGACUUGCCCUGUGACCAGUCGACCUGGGAGAGCGAGGACAUGGACAUCCCAGAUUAUGACACCUUCAAACAAACCUACUGGAACCACAGGGAACUCAUGCUGGGUGAGGAGGGCCGACCGGGAAAGAAGCUGAAGAAGCAAAUCAAAGUGAAUAAAGCAGAGAGGCCACCAGAAAAUCCAGUUGUAGAUCCCACCAUUAAGUUUGACCGUCAGCCCGAGUACUUGGACACCACUGGGGGGACGCUGCACCCGUAUCAGCUCGAGGGUCUGAACUGGCUGCGGUUUUCCUGGGCUCAAGCCACAGACACGAUCCUCGCUGACGAGAUGGGGCUCGGAAAAACCGUCCAGACCGCAGUGUUCCUCUACUCGCUGUACAAAGAGGGUCACUCUAAAGGUCCGUUCUUGGUCAGUGCUCCUCUUUCGACCAUCAUAAACUGGGAGAGAGAGUUUGAGAUGUGGGCUCCGGAUAUGUACGUGGUGACUUAUGUUGGCGACAAAGACAGCAGAGCGGUUAUCAGAGAAAACGAGUUCUCCUUUGAGGGCAAUGCCAUCAGAGGAGGAAAGAAAGCAUCAAAAAUGAAGAAAGACUCCCAGGUGAAGUUCCACGUCCUCCUGACGUCGUAUGAGCUCAUCACCAUUGACCAGGCGGUUCUGGGUUCUAUUGAAUGGGCCUGUUUGGUGGUGGAUGAGGCACAUAGGCUGAAAAACAAUCAAUCCAAGUUCUUUAGAGUGCUGAACAACUACCCUCUCCAACACAAGCUGCUGCUCACUGGAACACCUCUGCAGAACAAUCUGGAGGAGCUUUUCCAUUUGUUAAACUUUUUGACUCCAGAAAGAUUUAAUAACCUGGAGGGGUUCCUGGAGGAGUUUGCGGAUAUCGCGAAAGAGGACCAGAUUAAGAAGCUCCACGACAUGUUGGGUCCACACAUGUUGAGGAGGCUGAAGGCAGACGUCUUCAAACACAUGCCAUCCAAAACUGAGCUGAUUGUCCGCGUCGAGCUCAGUCCCAUGCAGAAAAAAUACUACAAGUUCAUUCUGACUCGAAACUUCGAGGCGCUGAACACUCGCGGAGGCGGAAACCAGGUGUCACUGCUCAAUGUGGUGAUGGACCUGAAGAAAUGCUGCAAUCAUCCCUACCUCUUCCCCGCCGCCGCCACUGAGGCCCCCAGACUCCCCAAUGGCAUGUAUGAAGGGACUGCCCUCACUAAGGCGUCAGGAAAACUGCUGCUUCUUUGUAAAAUGAUGAGGAAAUUAAAAGAGGGCGGUCACAGGGUGUUGGUUUUCUCUCAGAUGACCAAAAUGCUGGAUCUGCUUGAAGACUUUCUAGAGAAUGAGGGCUAUAAAUACGAACGCAUUGAUGGAGGAGUCAACGGAAACAUGAGACAAGAAGCUAUCGACCGCUUCAAUGCUCCAGGGGCGGUGCAGUUUGCGUUCCUCCUCUCCACCCGAGCUGGAGGUUUGGGAAUCAACUUGGCCUCCGCCGACACGGUCAUCAUCUAUGACUCAGACUGGAACCCCCACAACGACAUACAGGCCUUCAGCAGAGCUCACCGUAUCGGUCAGAACAGGAAGGUCAUGAUCUAUCGUUUUGUCACCAAAGCAUCUGUGGAGGAGAGAAUCACUCAGGUGGCCAAAAAGAAGAUGAUGCUGACUCAUCUGGUGGUCAGACCCGGGAUGGGCACCAAAACAGGCUCCAUGUCCAAACAGGAGCUGGACGACAUCCUCAAGUUCGGCACCGAGGAGCUGUUCAAGGACGACGCUGCCGAAGGAGACAACAAAGAGGAUGACAGCAGUGUGAUUCACUAUGACGACCACGCCAUCGACCGUCUGCUCGACCGGAACCAGGACGCCACGGACGACACAGAGCUGGCGAGCAUGAACGAGUACCUGAGCUCCUUCAAAGUGGCUCAGUACGUGGUCAAAGACGAGGACGACGAGGAGGAGGAGGUUGAGCGUGAGGUGAUAAAGCAGGAGGAAAGCGUGGACCCAGAUUAUUGGGAGAAACUUUUGCGGCAUCACUACGAGCAACAGCAGGAGGAUCUGGCCCGAAACCUGGGAAAAGGCAAAAGAACCCGAAAACCUGUGAACUACAACGACGGUUCGCAGGAGGACCGAGGUAUACGACAGGACUGGCAAGAGGAUCAGUCUGACAAUCAGUCUGAUUACUCUGUGGCCUCGGAGGAGGGAGACGAAGACUUUGACGAACGCACUGAAGCUAACGCUCGCAGACCGAGCCGCAAAGGGCUUCGGAAUGACCGUGACAAACCUCUCCCUCCACUUUUGGCGAGAGUUGGAGGAAAUAUUGAAGUACUGGGCUUCAAUGCUCGUCAACGUAAGGCCUUCCUCAAUGCAGUGAUGAGAUACGGGAUGCCUCCUCAAGAUGCUUUCACAAACCAGUGGCUUGUCCGAGAUCUCCGGGGGAAGUCUGAGAAAGAAUUCAAGGCCUAUGUGUCUCUAUUCAUGCGUCACCUGUGUGAGCCUGGGGCCGACGGAGCUGAGACCUUUGCAGAUGGAGUCCCUCGUGAGGGUUUGUCCAGACAGCACGUGCUCACUCGCAUCGGAGUCAUGUCACUUAUUAGGAAGAAGGUGCAGGAGUUCGAGCACGUGAACGGACAGUGGUCCAUGCCCUGGAUGGCAGAGCUGGAGGAGAACAAGCGAGCAGCUGCUUUAGCUGCUGGAGAAGACCCCAAGACGCCCUCAUCAGGGACCCCCGCGGACACACAGCCCAACACCCCCAUCCCAGAGGAUUUGUCGAAAGCUGACGACAAGGACGACAUUAAAAAGGAGGGAGAGGACGGAAAAGUGACAAAAAAGUCUGAUGAUACAGAUAUAAUUGAAAUCCCAGACGAGUCAGACAAAUCCUCCUCUAGCGGCAGAAAAGAGAGUGAAGACGAGACGAGAGACGAGAAGGAAAAGGACAGUAUAGAGUAUGCGGAGAAAGAGAUAGAGCAGAAGGAGGAGGAGACGCCAGAGCUGAAGACAGACGAGGCUAAAGCAGAUCCAGCGAGCAAAGCUGAGGAAGGAAAAGAAGAAAAGAUGGAUACAGACGAGACUAAAGAGCCAAAGGAGGAAAAGGAAUCUCCGAAACAUGAGGACUCGGACAAACUUCAGAACGGAGAAAACACCAAAGAUGGAGUGAUGUCAGCGGCGACGGCUCUGGUCAACAUCAGCGAGGAAAAGAAGAAGGCCACAAAACAACGGUUUAUGUUCAACAUCGCGGACGGAGGUUUCACAGAGCUCCAUUCCCUUUGGCAAAACGAAGAGCGGGCAGCAACAGUCACAAAAAAGACGUUUGAGAUUUGGCAUCGUCGCCAUGACUACUGGCUCUUGGCUGGCAUUAUACAACACGGUUAUGCUCGGUGGCAGGACGUUCAGAACGACGUGAGAUACGCCAUCCUCAACGAGCCGUUCAAAGGAGAGAUGAGCAGAGGCAACUUCCUGGAGAUCAAGAACAAGUUUCUGGCUCGGCGGUUUAAGUUAUUGGAGCAGGCGCUGGUGAUUGAGGAGCAGCUACGUAGAGCCGCGUAUCUGAACAUGACAGAGGACCCCGCGCACCCCUCCAUGGCUCUGAACACCCGCUUCAGUGAAGUCGAGUGUCUGGCGGAGUCCCAUCAGCAUCUGAGCAAAGAGUCCAUGUCUGGGAACAAGCCGGCCAACGCUGUCCUACACAAAGUUCUCAAACAACUGGAGGAGUUGCUGAGUGACAUGAAAGCAGACGUGACGCGUCUCCCGGCGACCAUCGCCAGGAUACCCCCAGUGGCUGUGCGCCUUCAAAUGUCAGAGCGCAACAUCCUGAGCCGGUUAGCGAGCCGUGGCCCUGAUGUGACUGGCCAGGGCCAGGUGCAGGUGUCGCGCUGA
Messenger RNA from Knipowitschia caucasica, 6102 nucleotides. NCBI's taxonomy places the organism in Eukaryota, Metazoa, Chordata, Actinopteri, Gobiiformes, Gobiidae. The record is from the annotation of a GenBank genome assembly.